Molecule: messenger RNA, 3748 nt
Organism: Gamsiella multidivaricata
Lineage: Eukaryota; Fungi; Mortierellomycota; Mortierellomycetes; Mortierellales; Mortierellaceae
Product: importin subunit beta-3
Exons: 6
Coding region: 305-3640 (1111 amino acids)
Biological process (GO): protein import into nucleus
Cellular component (GO): cytoplasm; nucleus
Molecular function (GO): nuclear import signal receptor activity
Source: RefSeq, a predicted model, not a curated record
GGCCGACAACCCUCUUUACCCCCUCUUCUUCAUCCUCAACUUCGACUUCGUCUUCUUCUCCCCCCCUUUUGCUGCUCUCGUCAUCUUUCCAUCUCCCAUCUCUCAUUCUUCCUUUCAUUUACACGCGAUCUUCCCGAGAGAUCUUUGCCCCGCGUGAUAUCUCCAUAUUUCGGCAGCAAUACAUUCCUGUAAAGAAAAUUGAGUGUUGCUCCGCUUUUUGCCAAGCUCGCAUUCACUCCCACAGAGAACAUCAUCCAUUGACUCAAGAACCAUCUCAUUACACACUCCUCAUUCAUCUCACAACAUGACAAACGCAAUGCCAAGCAUACCCCAAGAAACCCUGCAGCGGCUCUUGCAGACGCUCACCGACCUGGCCUCCGAUGACAACGAUACCCGCAUUUCUGCUGAAACCGUCCUCAACAGCGAAUGGAUGGUCAAGCAGCCCGAUGCCCUCCUUCUGGGGCUCGCGCAUUUCACCCGGAAUAGCGAAGUGACCGAUUUGCGUUCAUUCGCUGCAGUGUUGAUGCGUCGAGUCGCUUUCAAGUCCGCUCCGGAGCAGCAACAACAACAGGGUUCGAAGAAAACUUCCACAACAGAAGUGACCUUGUGGGAUGUUACACAGGAAGCGACCAGAACUACGACCAAGGCUCUCUUCCUCGAGUCGCUCUCGCGUGAAAAUCACAGGUCUGUUCGGAACAAGAUCUGCGACACCAUUGCAGAAAUGGCGCGCGCGUCCAGCACAGGAACAAAAGAACAAUCCUGGCCAGAGCUCUUGCCAGCGUUGUUCGAAUGUGCGAACUCGACCAGAUCAGAACUCCGAGAGUCUGCCUAUAGGGUCUUCGCCUCAAUGCCCAGUCUGAUCGUUACUCAGCCAGCAGACACACUGCACAACAUGUUUGCAGAAAGCUUCAAAGACGCCGACCUCCACGUCCGGCUGGCAGCAACGAAGGCCGUGGUAGCCUGCAUGCUCGACGCCGAUCACGAUUCCCGAUACACGCUGUUCCCACUCAUGCCCUCUAUGCUCGACACACUUCGUGCGCUCCUUGCGUCCAAAGACGAGACUGGACUGGUCGAAGGACUGGUUGCCAUGAUUGAGCUCGCAGAGCACUCGCCACGGCUUUUCAAGCAGGUCCUCCUCCUGAUUCAUCCAUUCAUGCUAAGCAUCAUCAAAGACAAGACCCUUGAGGACCGGACACGUCAAUCGGCCCUGGAGCUAUUGCUCACACUCGCAGAGUGUACAUCGAAUUUGAUCCGUAAGGUCCCAGACUUCGCGACGACACUUGUCCCCAUCGCAUUGGAGAUGAUGACUGAACUCGACGAUGAAGAGGACGAGACCUGGUAUACAUCGGACGAUCUGGACGAAGAGGAUCCAGAGGCGAACUCGGAGACUGGGGAACGUGCAAUGGAUCGAUUGGCACGCGCCUUAGGAGGAAAGGCGAUUCUCCCCAUUAGUUUCGUGUACAUCCCACAGAUGCUGGCGAGCAAAGAAUGGAAGGCACGACAUGCAGGACUAAUGGCGGUAUCAGCGAUUGGCGAAGGGUGUGUCAAGGCUAUGGAAGGUGAGCUCGCAAAGAUUAUCCAAAUGGUGCUACCCUUCCUAAAAGACCCGCACCCGAGAGUGAGAUAUGCAGCCUGCAACGCGAUCGGGCAAAUGGCGACAGAUUUCGCGGGUGUCAUCCAAAAAAAGUAUCAUGCGAUCAUCCUAACGAAUUUGAUCCCGGUCAUGGACGACGCACCGUAUCCAAGAGUCCGGGCACACGCUGCAGCGGCGCUGGUGAACUUUUGCGAGGCAGCCGAGAAACGCAUCCUUGAGCCGUAUCUGGAUGCAAUCUUCGAGAGACUGCUGUCACUGCUGAACACGGGUACGACGUACGUCCAGGAGCAGGCGAUUACAACGAUUGCGACGGUAGCGGAUAGCGCAGAGGAAAGGUUCGUCAAGUAUUACAGCGGGAUUAUGCCGCUGCUGAUGAAUGUCCUUCGACAGGCGAUGGGUCAAGAGUACAGGCUGAUGAGGGGAAAGGCCAUGGAGUGUGCCAGUUUGAUCGCGUUGGCGGUGGGAAAGGAAGUAUUUGCGCCGCAUGCCCAAGAGUUUGUCAAGUUGCUGGUCCAGACACAGACUACGGCGACCGAGUCGGACGACCCACAAGUGGCCUAUCUACUGGCAGCCUGGGCGCGUGUGUGCAAGGUCCUCGGGAAAGACUUUGUGCCGUAUCUGGAUAUAGUGAUGCCUCCACUGCUCGCGAGCGCGCAAUUGAAACCGGAUGUCGCAGUGCUGGACCCCGAGGAUGAUGUCGAGUCUAAGUACUCAACUGAGGAUGGGUGGGAAUUUGUUGGGGUGGAUGGCCGACAGAUCGGUAUCAAGACCACGGUUUUGGAAGAGAAGUGCACGGCAGUCGAGUUGCUGAUCUGCUAUGCGCGUGAGCUCGGGUCAGGCUUCCGACCGUAUAUUGAAAAAGUGCGCGAUAUUGUUUUACCGCUCCUCAGAUUCUAUUUCCACGACGGAGUCCGACACGCAGCGGCUGCAACGCUUCCGCAGCUGGUCUCGUGCGCCAAGAAGUCGGAGCUUGGGCAAGAGUAUUUAAUCAGCUUUUGGCACGGGAUUGCGAUCAAGAUUUUGGAAGUGAUGAGUAAGGAGACAGACCUGGCGUUCUUGCACCAGCUCUAUGCGACAUUCUAUGAGGCUGUGGAUAUCAUGGGACCUGGACCGAAUCUUUCGCCUGAGCUAUUGGAGCUGUUUACGAGAGCCACAGAGGUUCAGCUGAAGGAGAUGUUCGUGAGACUGAAGCGGCGGGAAGAAGAGGCUAGGGCGAGCGGAGGCGAAGAGGAAAAAUCCGAAGGAGAGGAGGAAAUCACUGAGGAGACCGUACUGAAUGAGAUUUCGAGGGCGUUCCACAGCGUGCUGAAAACGCAUAGGGUCGGAUACAUGGUGCAGUUCAAAUCUCUCGAGCGCGUAAUUGGAAUAUACCUGGAAGACCCGAAUCCGACGGCGCGACAGUGGGCGAUCUGUGUUCUGGACGACUUUGUGGAAUUUACAGGUCCACAUUCGUGGCCGAUCAUGGUCCCGUUCCUGCCCAUGAUCCUUGAAUCAAUCUUGAACACAGCGCCGGAUGUGAGACAGGCAGCCUGCUAUGGGCUCGGACUGUGUGGACAGUUUGGCGGGCCUCAGUAUGCGGAGGUGUGCAGCGUAGCAUUGACGCCGCUGUUCCAGGUGAUCCACGAGCCCGGGUCGAGGAAUAUCGAGAACGUGUUCGCGACCGAGAACGCUAUCUCGGCGGUGACCAAGAUCUGCCAGUUCAACCGAUCGCAGUUUGAUGUGAACACGGUGUUGCCGUCGUGGUUACAGACGCUACCGAUUGUCAACGAUGAGGUCGAGGCGCCAUUCACGUACACAUAUCUGCUGGAUCUUAUCGAAGCGCAACAUCCUUCAGUGCUGGGUCUCAACAAUGUCAAUAUGCCCCAUCUAGUUACGGUGUUGGUCGAAGCCCUAGCAGCGGCGGUAGUAUCGGAACCACUGACGACACGGAUGGUGUGCACACUCAAGGCGAUCCUGAGUACGCUGGACGGGACUAUGGUAGCGACUAUUUGGAACAGCAUUGCGCCCGAGAAGAGGAAAACGCUACAAGAUCUGAAGUACAUCUAACUCCCUUAGACGAUCAUCAUAUAUACGAAGUGCUUGCAUUAGAUAUCAAAUAAAGGACGGAUGGUAGGUAAAUGACAAUAUAUUAAACAAAAUGAAUUAAGAAAGCAA